GUGAGGUCGCCGGUGUCUGUGGCUGGUCGUCGCGCUCGGGCCCUCGUGGAGCAGGUCGGGGGCCUCGACGCAGGCUGCUCGGAGCGUCCGCCAUGAGGAGAAGUGAGGUGCUGGCAGAGGAGUCCAUAGUAUGUCUCCAGAAAGCCCUGAAUCACCUUCGGGAAAUAUGGGAAUUAAUUGGGAUUCCAGAGGACCAGCGGUUACAAAGAACCGAGGUUGUGAAGAAACAUAUCAAGGACCUCCUGGAUAUGAUGAUUGCUGAAGAGGAAAGCCUGAAGGAAAGGCUCAUCAAAAGCAUCUCCAUCUGUCAAAAAGAGCUGAACACCCUGUGCAGCGAGUUACAUGUCGAGCCAUUUCAGGAAGAAGGAGAGACAACCAUCCUGCAACUAGAAAAGGAUUUGCGCACUCAGGUAGAACUCAUGCGAAAACAGAAAAAGGAGAGAAAACAGGAACUGAAACUACUUCAAGAACAAGAUCAGGAACUGUGUGAAAUUCUUUGCAUGCCCCACUAUGAUGUUGGCAGCACCUCGGUUCCCAGCUUAGAAGAGCUGAGCCAGUUCAGACAGCAUGUGGCAACACUGAGGCAGGCAAAGGCGUCCAGGCAUGAGGAGUUUGUCAACCUAAAGAGACAGAUCAUACUGUGUAUGGAAGAAUUAGAUCACACCCCAGACACCAGCUUUGAAAGAGAUGUGGUGUGUGAAGAUGAAGAUGCCUUUUGCCUGUCUUUGGAGAACAUUACAACACUACAGAAGUUGCUGCGGCAGCUAGAAAUGCGAAAGUCACAAAAUGAAGCAGUGUGUGAGGGUCUGCGAGCUCAGAUCCGAGAGCUCUGGGACAGAUUGCAGAUACCUGCAGAAGAGAGAGAAGCUGUGGCCACGGUUAUGACUGGGUCAAAGGCCAAGGUCAAGAAAGCGCUGCAAUUAGAAGUGGAUCGGUUGGAAGAACUCAAGAUGCAAAACAUGAAGAAAGUGAUUGAGGCCAUUCGAGUGGAGCUGGCUCAAUACUGGGACCAGUGUUUUUACAGCCAGGAGCAGAGAAACGCUUUUGCCCCUUACUAUUCUGAGGACUACACAGAAAAUCUGCUCCAACUCCAUGAUGCCGAGAUUGUGCGGUUAAGAAACUACUAUGAGGUUCACAAAGAACUCUUUGAAGGUGUCCAGAAAUGGGAAGAAAGCUGGAAGCUCUUCUUAGAGUUUGAGAGAAAAGCUUCAGAUCCAAGUCGAUUUACGAAUCGUGGAGGAAAUCUUUUAAAAGAAGAAAAGCAACGAGCGAAGCUCCAAAAAACACUCCCUAAGCUGGAAGAGGAGUUGAAGGCACGGAUCGACAUGUGGGAACAGGAGCAUUCAAAAGCGUUUGUGGUGAAUGGGCAGAAAUUCAUGGAGUAUGUGACAGAACAGUGGGAGAUGCAUCGACUAGAGAAAGAGCGAGCCAAGCAGGAAAGACAACUAAAGAACAAGAAGCAGACAGAGACAGAGAUGCUGUAUGGCAGUGCUCCUCGAACACCCAACAAGCGGCGAGGCCUGGCACCCAACACGCCAGGCAAAGUGCGCAAGCUGAACACUACCACCAUGUCCAAUGCUACGGCCAACAGUAGCAUGCGGCCCAUCUUUGGGGGGACGAUCUACCGCUCUCCUGUGUCUCGACUUCCACCUUCUGGCAGCAAGCCAGUUGUCACUUCCAGCUGUUCAGGAAAAAAAACACCCCAUGCCAGUAGGCAUGGAGCCAACAAGGAGAACCUGGAGCUCAAUGGCAGCAUCCUGUGUGGUGGGUACCCCAACUCGGCCCCUCUCCAGCGCAACUUCAGCAUUAAUUCUGUUGCCAGCACCUAUUCUGAGUUUGCGAAGGAUCCAUCCCUCUCUGACAGCUCCACUGUUGGGCUUCAGCGAGAACUCUCAAAGGCUUCCAAAUCUGAUGCUACUUCUCGAAUCCUCAAUUCGACCAACAUCCAGUCCUGAGAAGCCCUGAUCAGUCAGCCAGCUGUGGCUUCCUGUGCCAAGACUGGACCUAAUUAGAGAGGGGUGGUUUUCAUUUUUCUUAAAUUUAGGUGUCCUUGAAAGCCUCGAGAGGUUCCAUUACCAUGGGCCUAACUUACAGAAGUAAAUGAGUGUUACAGAUGAAACUCCAUAAUAGGCUUAGUGGGUCCUUAGAGACUUGGUUUUAUUUUGAUUCAAAAAACACAUUAAAACUUAGUUCAUAGCAUUAAGUGCAAAUUUUAGCAUAUUGAAUCUAAUUUCUUUUUCUGCCCCAUAAUUCCUCUUGCUAAAGCACGAUCAAGGGCUUGUUUUAUUUCACCAUUGUGUAGGAAAAUGCUUGACUAUGCCCAUCCUUGGGGUAUGGGACAUGAAGUAAUUUUGGCUUGUACACUUAUAAUUAGCAAUUAAUAUCUUUUUUGUUUAGAGAUAUUCAGUUAAUGCUAUAGCUGUGAUAGCUUUGCUCUCACCUAAAGGCCUGUCCCUACCACACGACAGCCUUCCACCUGAUGAGGAUGUCUGCAUGUCAGAAGCUGAGACAGCCAAAGAGGUGAUGGGGCGGCUGGGAGCUCCUUUGUUAAACUGUGUACAGUUCUGUUAUAUAGUGCAGUGCCCUUGGUGGGGGCAUGUGUAUGUGAACACACGUGCUUGUCUGAACUCGAGUUCUUCAGUUUUUCUCUGGGUCCCGUCCCCCAUCCCUGUGCCCGUUAUGCCUGAGUUCAUCUGUCCCCUGCAGUUGCCAGCCAAGUUGGGACACUGUUUGGAUGGGUUGGGCCAUUUCUGUCGUGGAGAUCUGGAAUUUUGCACAUGUCAGUACUGGGGAGUUGUUCCUGCUGUGGCGUCCACGAUGAGGCUCCUUCUUGACCUAUCCUGUCGAUCACUACUGCUCUCCCCAAAGCACUAUUUAUUAUCCUGUCUGCGCCACUACUUCUGUCAGCACAUUAAAUGGUUCUCAAAAGCU
This is a messenger RNA of Equus quagga, 2931 nucleotides long. It is a transcript of the gene PRC1, whose product is annotated as protein regulator of cytokinesis 1. The record is from RefSeq and is a predicted model, not a curated record. Gene Ontology annotation, biological process: mitotic spindle midzone assembly; microtubule cytoskeleton organization. Gene Ontology annotation, molecular function: microtubule binding. The coding region runs from base 93 to 1955 and encodes 620 amino acids. The transcript is spliced from 15 exons. Lineage: Eukaryota; Metazoa; Chordata; Mammalia; Perissodactyla; Equidae. Gene Ontology annotation, cellular component: spindle; cytoplasm; mitotic spindle midzone.